AUGAGGCGUUGUGUUAGAGCAGCCACCACGCCGCCGGCAGCCCCGUGGAGAGCCGGCUCUUCAUUCAUACCUAUCUGGCGUUUCUCGGCCUUCUACUCAUCGUCGAAGUUCAUUGGGCGAAGAUCAAGUGGCUCGAAGAAACUUGGUGCUUUUCCGCGCAUGCCGCACGCCGUAAAGAAGUCGUCCACAGACGUCCCUAGGGCAGCGGAGUCGCCAGUGGACACCACUGCAGUGCAAACAAGCGUCAUAGAAGAAGACAAGGAAGAGGAACAGCCACAUAUGUGUAAUAACAAACGCACAAAGAGCAAGAGGUCAAGUCAGCCCUGCACUGAAGCAAAGCAGUGUAGCAAUAGCAGGGAAGGGAAGCAAGCAGUAGCGGUGACGGGUACCAAGUCGUGUAACCCCAGUGAGGGCUCAACCGCCCAAUGUCUCCCAUGUGUUACCGACGACAAAAACACUCAAAAGAAGGAGCGGGAGGGGGAAAACGUUUGCCUCGUCGACCGAGCCGUCGUUUUGAAGCUCUUUGUGGUGUCAGAUGCCUUGGCCUUCAUGUUUGCCACAUCUCCGAAGGACCAGCGUUGCGUCAACUGGCAUUUGAAGAAAGUUGACCAGUCGGUCAUUAUGCAGCCGCCGACUCAGGCACCACGUUCGCAACACAAGGGUCAGGAAGGUAUCACUGACAACGACUCAAAUAGUAAGGACAAAAAGGACGCGAGAAGAGAGAGCCGGAGUCGACGGAGGGAGCAGCGGAAUGCUGUAACGAGGGAGUAUAAUAUCGCCCUUCGCGUCUUGUCCGAGGAAAGCGCGGACAACGUUCACUACAUUCACGUACGGGAAAUGGAGCGCCUCGUACCGCCGGCUGACGUGCUGCCUAGGAAUGCAAUGUCAACGGUAUUGGCUUCAAAGAAAGGUAAUGAAAACUCCAAACGUCGUCAGUCCAGUGAAAAGCGAAAUAGCAAGGUUCAAAAAGGCAGAGGCACAUCGCCUGCAGAACCUUCCGCGGCGGCGCUGGAGGCUCUCGGGCGCGUUAUGGCGUUGAGACAGUGGCAGACUGCAGCUCUGCGAAAAGCACAGGAAUCACAGAGGUUGCAUGCAUUACCACCGGCAUGCCACGCUAUCACGCACGUUUACAUGAACGACCCAUCGUUGCCGGACACAACGGUGGUGCAAGGAUGCAAUAUUAAAAAGUCGGUCACGGAUAUUCUUGACUUGAUGAAGCAGAGUACUGUCAGUGGCAACCUCCUUGGUUUUGUAAAUCUCCACAAGGGCAGGAAAUCAUCAUCAUCGGGAAACAAGGGAACCACGCCCUCGGCCACUCUCUCCAUGCCCUUCGAGCUGAAACCGUUGUUGAGCGUGGUAGCGAGUUGUAUACCCCGUAGUGAUGCCGCGCUAGGUGUCCGGUUCGACGAAGAUGGCUUCCUUAGGUCCGUGCUCCAGCGGCAUUCGCGCAAGUCAGGAAGCAAUGAGCCCACUACAGCGGUGGCACAGGUAGUAAGUGAGGAAGAGCGCCAGACAGCCACAGAUCGGGAGUUAUCGGCCCGCCGGGUUCCACCGGUCCCCCGUUACACCACUCGCGUGGUUCUUCUUAUUGACUACGACAGUUCGGAGUCAUGGGAUUUACACUCAGAUGGGGUGUCUAGUGAAACAAAGGCGAAAAGCGCGAAGGGUGACAGUGGCGAGGAGGUCGUGAAUAGGCGGCGGCGGCGAAAGGAACCUCAUAUUUACUGUCUUAUUGCAGAUGGAGGAGAAGUGUGA
Trypanosoma brucei brucei TREU927 is the source of this 1755-nucleotide messenger RNA. RefSeq lists its product as hypothetical. The transcript has a single exon. The record is from RefSeq and is a predicted model, not a curated record. Lineage: Eukaryota; Euglenozoa; Kinetoplastea; Trypanosomatida; Trypanosomatidae. Bases 1 to 1755 code for a protein of 584 amino acids.